UCAUCCUUUCCCACACCACAUGCCGAUGGGCGCAGUGGAUGCUGCACUAAUUACGUGUCGACUUUCCAAGUUGAUGUAGGCAAACCGCAUUAUCCGGAUCACUGGUAUCUCGUAUCGUACAGACUUCAUUUAUUUCUUUUGCUUCUAUCGAAUCCUUUUGGUUGCCUCCAGCUACCAUAGAUUCGAUUCGAUCGUCCCUCUUGUCUUUCAGUUUUCACUCAGUAAUAAAACCUCUACAACAAUCCACCAAAAUGUGCCGACCCGAUGUGAUUUCCAAGGCCAAGGCGCCACCGGCCCUGCAAAAGUCUUCGUCUUCUUUCAUGUCGGUAGAGGGGGCCUUUGCUCAAAAGCCUUCCCUAGGAUUCUGUGCGGCCUAUGGCGCUGUUAUCAUGGCUGUCUUGUAUGCCUUUGAACACUCGCUCCUCUACUUCUUUGACGAGCACAAGGACUUUCAUCCCAUCCUCCAGAAUGCCACCAACCGCGGUAUCCUGGCCAGACACAUUGGUACCGAUGCCUUUUGCUGCUUUGUCUGUGCCACCAUGGGCGCCGCUUGCUUCAUGACGGUCUGUCCCGAACUCGUUCAUGCCGCCACGGGAAAAAUCAAGGGUUACCAAGCCGCCCGAGGAGGAUACGAACUACGACUUUUCACCUACUCGCCCCGAGCGUACCACUUGGCACUUUUCUUCUUUUGGUACCAAGUCAAAAACACCAUUGAUACCAUUCUCUGGAAUGACGGGAUUGUCUUUGUCGCACAUCACGCCAUGACAUUGACUGUGGCGUACGGAACACUCCGACAUUGCGUCUGUCAGGCUUACGCGCCAUUCUUUUUUGGAAUUUCCGAAAUCUCCACGGCCGUGCUCUGUCUCUUGGCCAACUUUGACGAUACCCACGGCGUGCCGGGAUUGGCCGAUGCCUUUCCCGCGGGCAAAGUCGCCUUGGGAGCGGCAUUUGCCGUGGCAUUCAUCGUGUGCCGUGUGUUGCUGUGGUCGUACUGUGGAUACUUUUUUGUCAAUGAUGCCAUGUUGGCACUGAAACACUCGUCGCGAGAAGCCGAAAAACCAUGGGUCAAAGUCUUUUUGGGAUCCUUCUCUGGAUUGUCCUUGUUGCAAGUGAUUUGGUUGGGACAAAUCAUUCUAGUUGGCAAGGAAGAGUUGUAUGACAAAAAUUUCGCGUAAGCGAAACAUAAAGCCAGACGAAAGGAAGCGUCAGCAUACGCAGGAACACCACGAGAGAGUUUUGCAAUACACCCACGUCCAGCACGCUGGAUUUUUAACGCUGCAACAAUGAUACCGACAGCGCAGCAGCGAGUUGCCGUAUACGCAAUCGAAGACCUCACAACACACAUUACCUCUACAUACCAGUAGCAUGGUGUGACCCGAGGCAGCCUCCCCGCCUCCUACCCCAAAGAAAAGCAAAAAUUAAUAUAUUACACGUCAUGGUACAUAAUAAUAAUAGAGAUGUGUUUGCAUGUUUC
Messenger RNA from Seminavis robusta, 1474 nucleotides. The record is from the annotation of a GenBank genome assembly. NCBI's taxonomy places the organism in Eukaryota, Bacillariophyta, Bacillariophyceae, Naviculales, Naviculaceae.